GGGUCUCUGCCCUGAGGCUCAGUCAGUGCCGGAUAGUAGUAGGAGUAGGACGGGGCUAUGUGAAGUGGAUGUGUGGUCACCUGUCAACGCUACCCCGCCCCGGGGAAGGGGAGUGACCAGUCUUCCCUCCCCCCAUUAUUUGGAAGGGGAAGCCUCCUCUUGUAUACACUUCCCUCGCCCCUCCUCCUCCUCCGAUAAACUCUGUGACAAACAGCCCGGGAAGUGGAAUGUGGGACUGGGACACAUCACAGCAUAGGAAGAAGCCUUCAGUACUAGCACCGAUAGAGGAGUGUGUGAGCUGGGCUGUCAGCGUGUGCUCUAGGACAAGCGGAGGGGAUACUGGCUUGAGCUGCGCGUUGUGUUGGAAACUUUCUCAUGUGUAACCAGCAGCAGCAGCAGCAGCAGCGGAACAAGCCAGCCAAGGCGCAGUGCUAGGAACACGUGUGGUAGAGGGUCUCCUACUAUCCCACCGUGCGCAGGAGAUACAGGUGCAUGGUUGGAAGCGGAUAGUGGCUGGCACCGCUCUGACUUUUCCUCAGGAAUCUCACCUUGCCGCUGCCAGCUACUGGUGCCCACCUCUGAGCAGUCCCCAGUAGGCGCUGUGUGAUGCCGGGCGGCAGCCUGUUGCCGUUCAGUAGCGUUUCCCCGCUGGGGUCGGCUGGAGGAGGGCUGGGUCCAGGCUGUUCCCCAGGGGGCGGGGUGUCGGGCCCCGGGCUGCUGUCUUUGGGCUCCGCGGGGAGGAAGCUGUCUGGGUUUCGGCUGACGGAGAAGUUUGUACUGCUGUUGGUAUUCAGCGGUUUUAUCACUCUGUGCUUCGGGGCCAUCUUCUUCCUGCCGGACUCCUCAAAGCUGCUGAGCGGAGUCUUCUUCCAGCAGUCCCCGCCUCCGCAGAGACCCCCGGCAGGACUAUUGGGGGAGGAGGAGACGGAGCUUGGGGGGCGCCUUGCCCGGAUUCGGGAGGAACAUGAGAGGGCACUAAGGGAGGCCAAGGACACCCUCAAUCGACCACCCGAUGACAUUAAGAGGGACAUACAGAGGGAUAAGGAUCGGAUAUUGGUCCAGGGCAGGGUGACGGCCGGAGGGAAGUUGCCCCCGCAUGUAUUUAAGCAGCCUGUGGGAGUAGUGGGCAAGGAGCCGUCAGACCCGGCUGUCAAGCAGAAGAGAGACACGAUCAAAGAGAUGAUGAAGUUUUCCUGGGAUAAUUACAAACGUUAUGCAUGGGGAAUGAAUGAACUAAAGCCCAUACAGAAACAAGGCCAUUCAAGCAAUUUGUUUGGGAAUAUACAAGGAGCAACAAUAGUAGAUGCCCUUGACACUUUGUAUAUAAUGGGAAUGAUGGAUGAAUUUAAAGAUGCUAAAGAAUGGGUGGAGAAGAAUCUAGAAUUCAAUGUGAAUGCUGAAGUUUCAGUCUUUGAAGUAAAUAUACGAUUUGUUGGUGGACUCUUGUCAGCCUACUAUAUCUCAGGGGAAGAGGUCUUCCGAAGGAAAGCUGUUGAACUUGGAGAGAAACUGCUACCUGCAUUUAAUACUCCAACUGGAAUUCCCUGGGCAUUAUUAAACAUUAAGAGUGGCAUUGGUCGUAAUUGGCCAUGGGCUUCAGGAGGAAGCAGCAUUCUAGCUGAAUUUGGAACACUGCAUUUGGAGUUCAUGCAUCUAACUCAAGUAUCUGGAAACCCAGUUUUUGCUGAAAAGGUAAUGAAUAUACGAAAAGUGUUAAACAGACUGGAUAAACCUCAAGGAUUGUAUCCUAACUAUCUGAAUCCCAGCAGUGGGCAGUGGGGCCAACAUCAUGUUUCUGUCGGAGGAUUAGGAGACAGUUAUUAUGAAUAUUUGCUGAAGGCAUGGCUAAUGUCAGACAAAACGGACGAAGAAGCCAAAAAGAUGUAUUAUGAAUCUGUUCAGGCAGUUGAGACUCAUCUGAUUCGCAAAUCCAGCAGUGGCCUAACCUACAUUGCUGAAUGGAAAGGAGGCUUGCUAGAGCACAAAAUGGGGCACCUUACUUGUUUUGCUGGUGGUAUGUUUGCACUUGGAGCAGAUGGAGCACCUGAAGAUAAAACUGGGCAUCAUAUAGAACUUGCAGCAGAAAUUGCACGUACAUGCCAUGAAUCCUAUGAUCGCACAACGAUGAAACUGGGACCAGAGGCUUUUAGAUUUGAUGGUGGAGUUGAAGCUAUUGCUACAAGACAAAAUGAAAAAUACUAUAUCCUGCGACCAGAGGUCAUUGAAACUUAUAUGUACAUGUGGAGAUUCACUCAUGAUCCAAAGUACAGACAAUGGGGCUGGGAAGCAGUACAGGCACUAGAAAAGUACUGCAGAGUAGAAGGUGGAUAUUCUGGAGUUAGGGACGUUUAUUCGGCUCAUCCAAAUCACGAUGAUGUACAGCAAAGUUUCUACCUUGCAGAAACACUCAAAUAUUUAUACUUACUGUUUUCGGAUGAUGACCUACUUCCUCUAGAACAUUGGAUUUUCAACACCGAGGCCCACCCAUUGCCCAUUAUUACUAAAAGUGACACAAUACAAAAUGGCAAAUCCAAAUAAAAAGCAACAAGGGGACUUUUUUCACAUAACUCACUGCAUUCCGCAAAUAAUAAACUUUCCAGGAAUUUAGACAACAUUUUUAAUUCUUCAGUUCUGUCGUCUAUCAACUGCUUUGCAGUCUGUUUAUUUUUAAUGUUCUAAAUGUUUAGGUGAUCCUAGAGCCAUUCCUUUGUGAUGUAAUAAAUGACUGUGAAUCCGAGACACGCUGUGUUUCCCCAUGGACCUGACUUUUUGUUUCUCAUCAAUAGAUCACUGCCUUUUUUCUUUAACGUUCCUUUAAUUUGACUGCAAAGAUCCUUUCUCCUCUGUGAGGAGAUUGUCUGCUUUAAGCUGUAAUUUUGCCAUGUUGCAAAAAGCCAUAACAAAUAGUGUAAAAUAAUUAUUUUCCUUUCCAGCUGUUUGUGAAUCAGAUAUAUCUGAAAAUCAUGUAAAAGGAAAUGUGUAACUGUGACAUCCUAUUCUUAUGCGGGUUUUUCUUUAACUUUAGUCAAUAUAUAUUUUGAAGUAGUUCAGUACUAAUGAAUGUGGUACACAAAUUUGGUGCAGCAGAACUUUUUCUUAGACUGUAUCCACUUUUUUUUUUUAAUGAAUUGAAAAGCACCAAACCUCUCAAGUCUAACUGAUAAAUAGCCCUGUUUAAGGAGAGAACUGUCCACCACCUCUUUGUGUAUGUAAAAAAAAGUUUUAACAGAAUAUUUGUACUGAUUUAUUUGCAGGACUUCACAAAAUGUUGAUUAUUAUUAAGACUACUUCCCAUUUCCAUGCUGAUUUUGUUUGUUUGAAAAGAAUGUCAAUAACCCAUUUAGCUUUAGUUCGUAUUAAUAUAGGUGCAACCAACUUAGUAAACCACAGCAACCAACCCGCAGACUGCAUUUACUGAAAUUCUGUUUGAUGGCAAAUAUUUGGUUGGCGUGGGUCACCAGACCUGGGACAAAUGCUGCAUCUGCAAAUAAUUCCCAUUAUUUGGUGCCCUUACCCCUUACUUCAGUUAUAUUUGUUACUUUAUUUUAUGAAAGAUUUUGCAAAAUAUUAAUAGCUUUGAAUUUAGUGCCCAAAGUGAAGAGAAUUUAAGGGCCAUUAUAAUAAUUAACUAAUAAACUGUAGAGUUAUUUUUCAAGCUUUUUUUUUUUAAUUUAAUUCCUUCUAAAACUCUAUUUUUAAACAACAAAUUUGUCAUAUAAGCAACAUUUGCACUUGCAUUUUGUUAUUUAACAGUUUAUUUCACCUAUUGUGUCAUUUUUAGUUUUUAACUCCAUUAAGCAUUUCACAUAUGAGAACUAAUGGGGAAAUUCAAAGGGAAAAUGCGCAAUUCAAACAAGGUUUUGUUACUCUCCAGAUGUGUUUAGGGACCCUUUUGCCAGUCGGAAGAUACCUGCGCUAAUGCCCGCGCAUAUGUAAUAAAACAUCUUGUAGUUUGAGCAAAGAACUACAAAUGUCUAUGUGUAAUACUGCAUGCUCUGGUGUUCUGCAGCUCAUGCUUAUGGCAGUCUCUAUUACUGCCUACUGCAAGCAGUGCAAAUCGGAAGCUCAGUGCAGCAUUUACAAGCGAGUGCCUCAGCUGACAUUUGUCUAUGUGGCACCAACAAUACUAAGUGGUCCCUCACAGGCAUUCGUCUCCACCACUCCAGUUAAGCAUGGUUUAAAGACGCAAACUUUUACGUUUGAUAACAGCAUACCCAAUGAAUUUUGCCUUAUGUUUUUUUUUCUAAUUGAGCCCAAGUUACAUUCGCAAUAAGACUUUUCUGCUAACCUGGGUGAUCCUGUUUUAUCCACUGUUUCAUCCACUGUUUCUUCUCUUUCUGGUUCCAUAAUAGCUAUGCUCAAAUUUUGUAACAAAAUCUAUACAAUGGACCUGUAAAACCAUCACUUUCAGAAAUAAUAAAUUAUUUAUAUAGGGAAGCUAUAACUGAAAUACAAGAAGCGCUUGGUGAGAGAGUAUUGAUCCCUCACUCUACUGCUGUGGGAAUUGACCUUCUGAAUUGACUGUAUUAACUAGGAGCAGUUUUUCUCUUUUUUUUUUUUUUCUUUCAAUUCUGUGGCUUUUAAAGUUGUUGCCGCCUAGAUCUUUGCCAGGAAUAUACCCUCCUACUGCAACACAGCAGUGAGAAACUUGGACUUCUGCAUCCCCUUUUAGAAACCCUGUUAGAUGUUAUUUACUUAAUUUGUUGUUCCCUUAAAGAAUGGUAAACUAAUAUUGGGUUCCAUUUCCUUUCUUUUGCAAAAGGAGGGCAAUUCUUUUGUUAUGAGAGAGCACACAGUUAUUGUAAGUGCAUACGUUAUUAUCAGUUCAGAUCAAAAAACAGUGCAAAAUGCACCGUCCGUACUCAAAUAAGUGAUAUUAUUAUCAAAAGCCUCUACUUUUUUAAGCUUUAUCUUUACACAUCCACAAACAAUACGGCUAAAUAAAUACUUUUGAUUGUUUGAAGAGUUUUUUUUUAUUAUUUAGACAGCACAAAAGAAAAUAUAUACAUCUCAUUCAUAUGUGCGGACUCUGGAGCAUUAGCUGGAAGGCUAUUCCAUUUAUCUAUUUCUGUAAUGUAGUGAAUUUUUAGUGAACUUUUUAGUUUAUUCCUUCCAAAUUCAGAUUUGUUUUCUGUUUGUAACUAGUCAUCAUCAUCUGACAUGUUUCCCUAGUAAACUUUAUUUUCCAGGGGCAAAUAGUACUUUAACUAUAGUUUUCUUUAUGAUAUGGCAUAAUUUACCUUUUUUUCUUUACAUUUUUCUUGGAAACCACUGUUUUGUAAAAGGUAUAUUUGUUCUCUCAUGUGAAUGUGUCUGAAUGUGUCAGGGAAUGUACUGAAAAUCUGUGAAAAAGGAAUGCUAAUGCCUUAUUUAGUUAUGUUUACAAAUUCUUCAAAUCCUUAUACAGAAAGCUUGUGGUAACAUAGUCAUGUGCACCAGCAUAGUGAUUUUAAUAUCUGAUAAAACAUGAGACCAGUUCCGCUAUCUUUUUAGGAGGCAGAGCUUUGGGCUUUUCUGGCAGGUCAGUAUCUACCCAAAGGUCCGCUCUAGUCUGUAGAUAGGUUAGGCAUAAGCCAGAUGAAGAAUCAAUUAUUUCAUUACAUUUUUCAUCUUAUUUAAUUUAAGAAGAAUAGAAUAUUUCUUCAUAUGUUUUAUUAAUCACUGAUGUUAAGGAUGUCCAUUACAAUUUUGCUAGAUGCACCACAGUAUUUAAAACUUUGCUGUUUACUGACACUGUUGCAAUUCUUUUUGGAAUUCAAAUUUCCUCUUACUAUUUGCAUCAGUGAAUCUUGUGAAGGCCACAUUUGCGUUAUUAACAUUUCUCUUAAUGGGUGCUGCUGUUUUAUUUACUGAAUUGCUUACUCAAGAAGCUGAUGAAUUAUAUGGCUUAGUCAUAUUGAGGCAUUGUGUGAAGUGAUUCCUGUACAGUGUGCUGAUGAUGCUGUUAUUGUGUGCAACAGCACGCACCUAGACCAUUCACUUCUGGCACUUAUGAAGCUUUGAGCCUUUGUUGCACUGAAGAUUGUGUAAUGAGUAUCGCCAGCAAAAUUCAAGUGUAAAUCACUUAUGGCACAGCAUUGUCAACAAAUUAAACAUUCAUAACACAUUAAACUGCCUUUGACCUUGUUCAAAGUAUGCUGGUAAUCAUAACCUAUCCAAUUACUAAUGACUUAUUUUGGGGAUUGGCAUUUAACUGAAAAAGCUUAAACUAUUUAGAAAGUUAAGAAGGUAAUUUCGUGGUUCCUGCUACCCCUAAACCUAGCAUAGCAUAGGAGAAAGAGGAGCAACUAUUAGCUGUGGGCCAGGUGAACUAAAGAGAAAUAGUAUUUUCUCUUCCUAGCAAUCUAAAUAUUAUUACUGUAAUUAUACAAAAAUAUCUGCACUUUUCAAGCUGUUUCAGAGAACACCCUUGUUUUUAAGGUUUAUUUGAGGUGACCAUGCAUUUUUUUUUUUUUUUUUUUUUUUAAUUUUACCAAACUUGCCAUUUGGUGCAAUUUGCUUGGAUUGCUACGUUGCAGUGAUCCAUUGGAUCAGCUCAUGGAAAUAUUGGGUUACUACCUAUUGUACAUGUCCCUGGUGUCUCUAUGUUGACCACCGUCUCCAUAACAAACUACUUGAAGCCAUUAGCUUACCAGAUUGUCUGUUUUUGGACAUCUGCUCCAGUCCAGUUUGAUUGACUGGAUUUUGAUUCUUCAGAAUUAUUUUGAAUUGUUUUCAUCAAUUGUAUGUGGCUGCUCACACACACUGACGGAUCUUUGCCCAUUUUGUUUUAUAACUAGCCAGCUAGACAAUCUGGUUUCUUUCUUUGUGACAGCAUUACCUACAUUCAUUUCUCUCUUCAUUGUCUUUUCAUUGCUAUAGUGAUUAUCCUGGAUAUUGUAAUGUUAACUGACUGGUAUUCCAAUCUUUGGUUUUUAAGUCAAGUUACUGGUAUUUUGGCAAUGCUUGCCUGUACUUUGGAAAAUAUGUUGCUAAAUGGGAUCAGAUCAUCUACAAACUGUAGUAAAGUAUCUGUAAAAUGCAGCAGCACUGGUUAUUAUUCUGAAGUUGUCUCUGCCACCAAUAACAUUAAAAUGAAAAAGCCAUUAUGGAAUGUGUAAUACACUCUCUUACUAGAAGGGCACAAAAUCCUUUCCCCUAAAAAGAUAUAUGUACAUAAUUGCAAUUAAAGCCAUAUAGGAAUGAUCUAAGUAAUCAUUCUUUGCCAUUCUUUUGCCACCAUGAUUAUAUUUGUCAUUAAAAUACUUAUUUAGCUUUAAAAUGUCUAUUCAUGGCUAUACUGUUGAAUUUUGAUGCAAUCACAAGUUUUCUGUGUACUGUUCUGAUUUAGCAUUAUAAGGGCGGUGGGGCACUAAGCAGCUGUUUGAUCACUGUGAUAUUGCCACCGUAUAUAUACAUUAGCAGCUGGCUGUGGCUGUUUGGGGUCUGGAUACCACCAUUUUUCCUGGGAAGAUCAUGACCCUCAAAAUAAAUCUUAAAUUUAUGGUAUAUUUAAAAAAAAACAAUAAUACUGAUGUUCAUGAAGAUGAUUUUCAUUAGUUGAGUGUAAGCACCAUCUUGUACUCUGUAUGCUGUAAAGCAGAUAUUACUGAAAUUAUUGUAUAAUUCCCAAACCAGGCUCCUGGUUCUUAAAACAGAAUCAAGUCCAAUUACAGUUGUUUUGAUCUGUUUAUAUUACAUUUUUUGUUGUACAGGUAUGGGACCUGUUAUCUAGAAUGCUUGGGACCGGGGGCAUUUCGGAUAAGGGGUCAUUCCAUUAUUUGGAUAUUUAUACCUUAAAUGUACAAGAAAAUCAUCUAAACAUUAAAUAAACACAAUAGGAUUGUUGUUGCCUCCAAUAAGGAUUAAUUAUAUCUUAGUCAGUUCAAGUACAAGGUACUGUUUAUAAAUUCAAAGAAAAAGGAAUCAUUUUUAAAAAUGUUAAUUAUUUGAUUGAAAUAGUCUCCCUGGGAGAUGGCCUUCCUGUAAUUCAGAACUUUCUGGACAAUGGAUUCUAUACCUGUAUUUUGAACACACUGAUUAUUUUAUUCAUUAUAAACCAGAUAUUGCACAACUUGUAUUUUUAAAAAAGGCAUUCUCUUGGCACACAGUCUCAUUUUUAUUCCAUUAAUUUGUUUCUAUGCAUUCUAUUAUUACAUUCCACCUUUAUAUAAAUAUCUUUAAAAAUAGGGUUGUGUAAUAGAUUACAAUGCACAAUUUAUAAAAACUAUAUUUGUAUUAUUAUAUUGUGAAUAAAGUCUUUUAUUCUAAAGUG
Molecule: messenger RNA, 8254 nt
Organism: Xenopus tropicalis (tropical clawed frog)
Lineage: Eukaryota; Metazoa; Chordata; Amphibia; Anura; Pipidae
Gene: man1a1
Product: mannosidase, alpha, class 1A, member 1
Exons: 12
Coding region: 607-2538 (643 amino acids)
Biological process (GO): carbohydrate metabolic process
Cellular component (GO): membrane; endomembrane system
Molecular function (GO): mannosyl-oligosaccharide 1,2-alpha-mannosidase activity; calcium ion binding
Source: RefSeq, a predicted model, not a curated record